GUCUGUUCAUGACUUUGCGUUUGAAAGGACGUGUGAGAGCGUCACGGACCCGCGCGCACAGUUACAACAAAAACAAACAGCAACAAAGGUGAAAAUUUAUGGUGGAAAACAAUCAAUUACAACUAAUUUUGUGGAAUUUUGAUAAACGUUAAUGCGUAAAAGUUACUUUGCCGUUACAGACGUGCUAGAAACAUAAGUGAAGAAAAAAACAUACAGUGAGCAAAACGUGGAACUCGUGGUAAAAAAAACAACGCGACAUAAGUAAUGUGCGUGGAAAAUUGACGAAUACUCGAAUAAACACGCAAUUACGCCUAAAACUGUGCAACGAUUUUUUUAUCAGAUUAAACGCCAUUCCGUUCCGUUGUGUGAAAACCGUAAAAACAACAAAAAAAUAUUUUCGUCAUUCUAGUACGUAAUGAAAUGUGCCGUUAUACGCUAUACAUAUAUGUAUUCGCACAUUUAUCUACAAUAGCAGUCAAACAAAGUCCCAGUGAUUUAGGGCGGCAAUGAGGACGCGGGCGGUGGACAAGCAGCAGACUACAACAGCAGAUAGUAAAUUGUAGUGGAAUGCACGAAACGAAAUACUACGCAGCAGAAAAAUUAUGCUAGCUUCAUAUCUACACAAUAAAAGCACGCAACUACACAAACAAAAACACUUAGCCAACAAAACACACCAAACCAGAUCCAUAAGAGAUACAAUAUUUGCGUUGCACGCAGGCGACAACAAGUACAACAACAACUACAAAAUGCUAAGCAAAACGCCAGAGCAGAAGCGACCUAUGCUAUGAGUCCACAUAUGUAACAAGGAGGCAGCGUAUUGGGAGGCAGCAGGUACGCGAGGUUUCGCUUCAUUUGUUUGCUUUCGGAGAGUAAGAAAAAUAUAUAAAGAGUGCAAGCGAAAAAGAGAGUGAAAAUUAAGAGUAGUCAUUCAAUAUAUGCCUGCAAGUGUCAUAUAAGCUGCAGCACCAGCUCUUUAUGUGCAGCAACAACAAUACUGCAUGAGCACGAAAUUUUUGUUAUUCUUGUGCUCAAUGAGGUCAUGUCGCGCUUUGAUAAUGCACAAUGAAUCAAAACAAAACAGCCAGAAAUAACCGCAGAAAAUACAAAACAUAAACUUAAAUGUGCUAGUGUGUGUGUGUGUGCUUUAGUUAAUUUAAAAUAAUUGCAAAAAAAUACGAAUAUCGAAGCAAGACUUUAAAAUUGUGCAUAAGAAGAAGCACAAAAGUGAUAAAAUUCCGUAUAUAUUACAAAGGUCAACGCCAGGUCAGGGUGUGAACAAUUCGUCCUGCUUUCUGGUUUCGUUUAUAUACCGCACUUAUGCUCAUACAUAUAUUCAUUCGCUUAGCCACCGCGUCCGCCCAGAAAGGAAGUGCCUUCCUUAUGCUGCUGUGUAUAGAGAAAAUCGGUAUGUGUUAGUUGGCAAAGGCGCCACCAGCCAAAGUAGGUGUAGACGCUGGCCGCGACAGAGACCGCAACGGCGCGAAUUGUAAGCGUAGUGAGCAAAAAUUAAGACACAGUCAGUAGGUAGCGCUCAUGAGCGGAAGCGUAGCUUCACUGGCCGGAAGUAUACAUGGAAAAUUGCACGAAAUAGGAACACGGAAGUUGUCAGUUGUUCAGUUGUAUCGGCGCGUUUCGAGUGGAAGGAGCCAAACUAAAAAUAUUGCGGAAUAUACUACACACAAGUUAUUGUGUAUACUUUAAAUAAGUGUUUCUUAAAUUGCAAGUGAAUUGUGUACUUGCAGCAAGCGUGAAAUUAGUGUGCGGCGAAUAUUUGCUAACAAAACCUCGAAUAAUCGUGCGUGCGUGUGUGUUAGUGUGUUAUUAUUGCUUGUUUAUUUUUUUUUUAAGAAUUAUGUGCGCAUACAAGCUAGUGUUUAACGGUAAACAUGUGCAGUUGCAAACGUAAAGUGAAUCAAUGUGAAAUUCGCAAAGCAAAAGUGUCAUAAAUUACUCAUCGAAUGAACUUACUAUAGUUCAGCGAAAUUUUUUCUAUACAUAUGUACACAUACAUACUUAUGUGCAUAGUUACAUAGAUGCAUAUGAUUGUAUGUUAAUAUUUAAGAAAAUGUGCGCAAAAGCAUCGCCUAUUUCUGGCGUCUAUAAUUAAGCCACUCACAACAAAUGUGUCAUGUGUGUUGGAGUAUUGCUGCAUUUGAAAUCAAAAUAAAAAAUUCUACCAAAUUAUUUGCCAAACAAGGAGCAUUAAGCAGCAAAACAUAGAACAAGUGUUAGCCACAAUAAAGCGCAAAGUUCUAUAUACUCAUGUACAUACGUAAUUGCAACGGAUUGUCAUAGUUUUCCAAUAAGAAUUGCGGUCUAUUUGUAAUACAACCUAAAAAGACCAAUAUCCUUGUGUAGUGCUACGAUUGUGCAUAGUAUUAAAAAAUGAUAUACAAGUUUUUACAUGAGAAGUGGCAAAAUAUUUUAUAAUUUGAAGCUUGUUAUAUCGAAAUUAAUUAAAAUAUACAAAAAUACUCAAAAGGUGGAUAUAAAUAUUGUGAAGUGUUAAGCAAAUUUAAACACAUAAUUCAGUGGUUUGAUAAAGUUCUGUCUAUAAUUAAUAUAAGAAAAAAUCGAAUAGCUUCGAAUUUUGUGCUAAAAGCGUUAUUAAAAAUUGUUCCUAAUAGAAAAUUGUUCAACGACAACCACAAAACUAAAAGACACAACCAAGCAUGAGUCAACACAUCCGCAGCAUGAAUUAAUAGUACUGUCUAAAAAGUUGACCUCGUUGUUUGUGCAAAAAAUGAUGAAAAAAUCCAUACGGAAAAACGAAGUGACGAAUACGAUGAUGCCAUUGAACGGAACUUGAUAUAUGACGGAAAGUGAAAACCAACCUCAAAAUUUGUUAUUUAACGAGAAUACAGACUAUUUCAGAACACACCCAGUUUCGCAGGCAACAUUAAAUCACUGAAUUAAGCAAAGUAAAAAUACUACUAAACGGAAUUCCCCUAGAAUUUAAUGCGCCAAAAAGGGGAAAUCUAAGUCAAUGUCAAAAGUUAGUCCAAAAGUAAUUAGCCAGAAUGGAUGUUAAUUGUGAGCGAUUGAUUUUGAGCGCCGAACACGAUCACCAGCACAGUCGCGUUCGUGUCGAUAUGCCGAGGCAACGACUUGAAAACAAUGCGCUGCGUGCAGAACGCGGCCGACGUUGGUCGGCGGCGGCAGCAGCGGCGCAGCGUACACAAAACUCCACCGAUACGGGAGGGGGAGUGCAAGAGUGGCGAGCUGCUGACAACAGGACGUUGGUAAUGCGCGAAAGCGAGUCCCACUGUUGCAGCGUUUGUAUCAUCUGCCGUCAACGAGUGGAGGAGUGUUGCGCGCGUUGUUGUAGCAAUUACUCACCUACAACAAUAGCCAAUUUUAAUGGCAGCAGUGUGCGACAAGUGACGCAGCAUAAAAGUUUACAUAGCAGAUGCACAACGAUUAACUCAUCAACAUCAUCAACAACAACAACAACAACCAGUGCAACAACACACGUAGCGAAACCCGAUUACAACGAUCGUCAGUUGCUCUUUGUGCAGGACAGUACUUGUGCAUGCGACGGCAAAUGCGUAGACAGUUGCAGACCUCGCUCAGUACAACUGCCGCCUGCAACAACACAAACAACUAAGCUAGUUAACGGUGAUGGCAAUACGUCAAAAUCACUGGCGCAGCAGCAAUCGGCGCUACCUACUAAGGAGACCGCAAUGGCGUUAGCGUUUGUGUGCUGCAACUGUCGACGACAAAAGCGACAAGGAAGCAGCAACAAUUUCUUGCACACCAACGAUGUGUCAUCUGCACCAGCAACUGCUUUGGGUACACCUUUCGGGGUAGCUGAUUUAUUGGCAGCAACAACGAAAACGACGCGACCACAUUCAACACCAUUACAUGCAGCGCCAAUGCUAAAUACAACAACAACCACAACAGAUUUAGAGUUGACAACAACAACUGCAGCGUUCACUUUUUCACCACCAUCAUCUUCAUCAUUAUUAGUUCAUACCACCUGUACAAAUUGCAACGAGCUACAUCAAAAAAACCCGGUUGCUGCAACAGCAAUAGCAACAGCAACAAGUAUAAAUUCGUCUGCGCCUGCGCCUACGCCUGCGCCUGCGCUCUUUGAUAAAGCUCUGCGCACUUUUCAGAUUUUAUUAUUGUGCAUCCAGGUACAACUUUUGCAUCCUGUACGCGAAAAAAUCCAUAGUUUUCUUUACAAAAACAAAAACAAUAGUAAUAGCAAUAGCAACAGCAACAACAACAACAAAGAAUAUACGACAAAUAGUAAUAUUAGCAGUAGACAUAGUAGAAAUUGUAAUACGAAUACGAAAUCCAAUAAAAGACAUGCAAAUGAAAAAGCACAACUGCAAAUGCCUGCGUGGCAAGAGCAGCCACAACAAAAACAACAACAACAACAACGUCCUCCACUCUCAAGACUGAUGCAACAAAUUCGCUGUAAUUCCUACUACAAUAAUAAUAAUAAUAAUAAUGAUAAUGCAAAUAAUAAUAUAAUGGAUAUAGUCAAUAGUAACAAUAGUUAUGCAAAUAUAUUUAAUACAUCACGAACCGAGCAACAACAACAAUACGCCAAUGCUAACGCCAACAAGACUAGCUGUAAUAAUAGAUAUUUAAGUAACGAUAUAUGCUCGCAACCGCAACAUCACAUUAGCUACCGUACAGUACAGCAAAAAUCACAGAUAUUACAACAACAAAAACAACAUGUACAUCACUAUAAUUUAAUAUUAUCAUCGCCAACAACACCACCAACAUCACAUCGACAAAAUGUUUUGCAACAGCAGCACAGUCACCACAAAGCGAGCAAUAUCGCCUCCUCAUCAUCACUACAAUUGCAAUUACAACAUUUGCGUUACUUCAAAAUGCCAAAUCUAACAAUUUUGUAUAAGUUACUACUUAUUCUGUCGUUCCUAUCACUAUUUCUGCCAUCGAUAAAUGCACAGACAUCACACGCGAUUGCGGCAUCGUCAGCGGCGUCGGCGCCUAGCCGCAAUGCUAUCCGCACAUCACCGGUGGCUUUGGGCCGCAACGAGACUGUAUGCCGCUCGUUAGAUAUACGCAACUCUCCCAGCGAAUUGAAUCAGUUGCGCAAUUGCACGGUCAUAGAAGGUUUCCUACUCAUAACACUCAUGAAUCAGCACAAUCCACAGGAGUUCACACAGACAUUUCCUUUGCUAACUGAAGUCACGGAAUUCAUCAUCAUUUAUCGGGUUCACUAUCUACGAUCGCUGUCACAAAUCUUCCCGAAUUUAAGCAUCAUACGUGGUACAACACUAUUUGAAGGUUAUGCUCUCAUUGUCUACUACAAUCCACAUCUGGAGGACUUGGGCCUCUCCAAACUAACAACCAUAUCACGCGGUGGUGUACGACUUGAGAACAAUAUCGUACUUUGUUAUGUGAAGACGAUUGCUUGGAAGCGCAUUGUAAACCGUGACGCCGAAGUAACUAUCGAGAACAAUAGCAAACUGAUUGAGUGUCCCAAAUGUCCGGGAGACACAAAGCCUAGCAGAGAAGAUGGCGUCGAUACAGAAUUGGCUUGCAAGGAAUUCGAUGGACAAAGACGUUGUUGGAACAAUAAGAAGUGCCAAAAGAUCUGCCCGGAUCGCUGCAAAAAUAAUUGCGUGGACGAGAACACUUGCUGCAAUGAGAACUGCCUUGGCGGUUGUUCGCCCAACAACUUAGACGAAUGUAUCAGUUGCCGCGAUUUCUCUAUCUACAACAACACCUGCAUUGAGAAAUGUCCCCCUAAUUACUUUAGCUACUUGGAUCGUCGCUGCCUCACAGCGGAGGAAUGUAUUGGAAUCGGUACGAAAUUCGAAAACAAUAAACCACAGAUUAUUGUGCCUUAUGACGGAAAAUGCUCAACUCGCUGCCCGAAUGGAUAUAACAAAAUCGGUUCAACGUGCCAGGCAUGCGGCGACAACUGCGUGAACAAGUGUGAUGGGGCGCACAUCGAUAGUGUGGAACGCGCGAAGGAUUUUACCGGUUGCACGCAUAUUGUUAAAAACGGAUUAACCAUAAGCAUUAAGCGUGGCGGAAAACACUUAAUGGAGGAGUUGGAAUCUGGUCUGUCAUCCAUUCAAGAAAUUAGCACAUUUCUAAAGGUACAAGGUACAUACGGUUUAACGUCAUUGUCGUUCUUCAAACACCUAAAGCGUAUUAAUGGCACUGAGCUCAGUGAAAACAAAUUUGCAAUUUAUGCGCUUGAGAAUAAUGAUCUCGAAUCAGUAUGGGGCGAUAACCGUACCGUACAUAUUGAGAGAGGACGCGUCUUCUUCCAUUUCAACCCAAAGCUAUGUUACAAUGAGAUUGAGAAAUUACUGCCGAUGAUGAGAGAAAAUGCAACGUUCGAUAAAAAUGAAGUGGCCACGGAUUCCAACGGACAUAAGGGGUCAUGUAACACAGAAUUAUUGAAUGUUACUGUGUCAAAGGUGUCGAGUCGUGUGGCGGUUGCGGAAAUCGAGAAUCCACUGGUAUUUGAUGAUAAUCGCACCUUCAUUGGUUAUCAGUAUUUUCUAAUGGAGGAUAAGUACAAAAAUGCCACCAAAUAUUCACAGCGCAUCUGUGACGACGGCUGGAUUGUAAGUGAUCCCACCAAGGAUAACCAAUAUAUCUUCGUAAAUCUGCAACCAUACACGCAGUACGCGUAUUAUGUUAAAACUUGGACCAUAUCUUCGGAGAAACGUAACGCACAAAGUAAUAUACAUCAUUUUAAAACCAAAUCUGCGCAACCCAAAUUCGUACAAAGCCUAAACGCCUACGCAAUAUCGAGCUCUAAAAUCGCUAUUACAUGGACACCACCCGCGAAUCCGCAAGGCAAUCUAACAGUCUAUCGCGUGCAUGCUACUCUUGAUAAACACAGUCAAGUCUUGGAUUCACGUAACUACUGCAAAGAUCCUGCCCAAAUAGACAAAGACGAUGAUACAAAGGAUCCUACACGGAAUAGCCCUGGUGGGGUGACGGAACCGCCAAACGCUGCCAAUUGCAAAUGUGAUGGUGAGAAAUCGCCAAAUCACAGCGACAUAGAUACCAGUGAGGCAACAAUUGUGGCUGGCAUUGAUUUCGAGAAUACACUACAGAAUUUCAUUUAUGUAAAACACACAAACGAUACCAAAAAGUCAAAACCGAAAAAUGUUGAACAAAAUAAAAUAUCUCUCACUGAAAUGGAUGCUAAACGACGACGCCGACGCAGUGAGGGCGAUCCCGAGGAUAGUUUUCUUGUACGCCACAUGCGUGCUAUCCCCGAUAAUUUCGAAAAUAUUAUACUUAAGACUACAUCUGAAGAUGGUAGUAAAGAGGAUGCGACCAUUAUAACCACGGUGACACCAAUUGAGCGAACCACACUUGGCAAUAGAAAUGCAUCGGGCAAUAGCGACAACCGUUUGGAUGCGACUGGUCAAUUUUAUGAGACCUUCGUACAAAAUGUGUCCGUCAACACUCUUAAAUAUGAAUUCACAAACCUUAAGCAUUUCUCUUUCUAUACGAUCGGUGUCGAAGCAUGUCGUGAGCCCGAAGAGGGCGCCACCGAGAAGGAAUGUAGUGAUAUACGCAUGAGGUUUGUGCGUACUAAAAAAAUGGAGGGUGUGGACAAGGUAGAAAAUUUGCGCGUUGCCUUAGUACAAACAAAUACAACGCGAAGUGAAGUGCGCAUAAAUUGGGAUCCACCAGAGAAUCCAAAUGGCGAUGUGGUGUCUUACACGAUUUCUUACAAGAAAUCCGAACAGGAUGCUGUGGAGGAGAAACGUUGCAUCACUGAAGUAAAUUAUCGCAAUUUGACAAAUGGCUACACGAUGCCGUUACCGACCGGAAAUUACAGUAUUAGAGUGCGCGCAAAUUCAUUGGCUGGUGAUGGUGUUUAUUCAGAAAUUGUUUAUAUUGACAUUCCGCCUGAAAAAUGGUCUGGAGCUUUGAUUGCCGGCAUUUGUGUUGGAGUCAUUGGUAUCAUCUUUCUGAUGGGUGGUGUAUAUUGGUACGUUCGACGAAAAUACGCGCCUCCAAACGAUAUCAAAAUCAUUCCCACCGUCAAUCCAUACUAUAUAAGCCUGCAAUAUGUGCAGGACGGCUGGGAGGUAGAACGAGAACGCGUUAUACAAUUAAGUCCACUUGGUCAGGGCUCUUUCGGUAUGGUAUACGAAGGUAUACUUAAAGGCUUAAACGGUACUGAGGAUACACCAUGUGCCAUUAAGACGGUCAAUGAAAAUGCCACCGAUCGCGAACGGAUUAAUUUCUUGAGCGAAGCCAGUGUUAUGAAACAAUUCGAUACAUAUCACGUAGUGCGGCUACUCGGCGUUUGCUCAGUCGGCCAACCUGCAUUAGUCGUAAUGGAGUUGAUGAAGUUCGGUGAUUUAAAAUCAUACUUACGUGCACACCGUCCCGAUAGCGUACAAAGCGAUGAAAUGCCCUUCAGGUACCGUGAAACUGGCGUGCAACCACCACCCCUGAGUCGCGUUUUCCAGAUGGCCAUAGAAAUUGCAGAUGGUAUGGCUUAUCUAUCAGCCAAAAAGUUUGUACAUCGCGAUUUAGCAGCUCGUAAUUGUAUGGUGGGUGCUGAUUUAACCGUGAAAAUUGGUGAUUUCGGCAUGACUCGAGACGUUUAUGAAACAGAUUACUAUCGAAAAGGCGAUAAGGGUUUGUUACCAGUACGUUGGAUGCCGCCAGAAAGUUUACGUGAUGGCAUCUAUUCCACUGCCAGUGAUGUCUUCAGUUAUGGUGUAGUACUUUGGGAGAUUGUUACACUCGCUUCACAGCCAUAUCCUGGUUAUUCUAAUGAUCAAGUAUUGCGUUUCGUCAUCGAGGGCGGAGUUAUGGAACGCCCAGAUAAUUGUCCAGACAAAAUUUAUGAAAUUAUGCAGCAAUGCUGGGAACAUCGCCCUUCAAAACGACCAUCGUUCUUCAAAAUUAUACGCGUACUUUUGGAUCAUGUGCACACAGAUUCCGAAGGUUAUCUUUCGCGCUUUCGUGAGGUAUCUUACUACUUCUCUAAUGAGGGUACGCAGGAACGUGAAAAAGAACGAACCGAGAGUAUGCAUCCCUCUGGCGAUAUAUUCAGUGAGGAGAAUGAAAUCGAUGACGCUACCACACCAUUACGUACCGAUGAAUUCAAUGAAUAUAAACUCAAUUUGGCUAACACUUCCUCUGUAGAGCACGAAGGCGAAAGUCCAAUGGCCAUCGAUGAUGACCAUCCUCACUCUCCAUAUAGCCACAGCCUAGGCUCAGCCAACAUUAUCAGCAGCACGCCUGACGGCCAGUCCAAAAAUAGCUACAAUUUCUCGCAAAUGUCGCACAACAAUCAAACUCUGCUUAGUUCGGUACCAUCGACAUCGGCCGGUAUUGUCAGUGGUGGUUCUCACUCGCAUUCUCAUCAGCUACAUCAACCGGGUGCACAACUACGACAACCACGCUACAGUCAGUUUCCAACCGAAGAGACGGCAGCCAAUUACGUACUACCAGACUAUGAUCCUCGUACAGAAUUUAAUGGUAAGAAUGAACGACAAAGUGCCUUAAUCGGUGCUAGGAUGGAAACUGAUGAGCGCGGUUAUGAAAUGUACGAUCCAAGUCCGAAUUACCGUGAACAUGGACCGUAUGACGCAGCUGCAGACGAGGACGAUUUUGAUGGUUUACCAACGACUGGUCAUAGCUCCAGAAUCGGAAGCGGCGGCCAACAACUAUUACCACGAAAUAAGCCGCGACAUCGCAUGCCCACCAUAAUGCCAAUGUCUAGUUCAAUGCCCGAUGAAAUGACGGGUACACCUAUUGCUUCAUCGCUGCAUCCAUCUACGGCAUCGGCCGCUUCGUCAAAUGCCUCAUCAACUAAUACGACAACGGGACGCUAUUCGGGUCUGAAAGCCGUGGCCGACAAAAUGCGCUUUAAAAACAUUAAUCGGCGCAUCUUUAAUCACAAGCGCACGGGUAGUAAUGCUAGCCAUAGAAGCACGAGUUCUAAUCCGAACACCACCACGUCUUCGAGCAGCACUUCAAAUAUAGCAGCGGGAGGAAGCGUUGGUCGCGAAAAGAGUGUAAGCGGUCAGAAUUUGGGUACAAUUGAGAGUGGUGGCAGUGGUAGUGCUAGUAGCUAUGUAACUCCUCGCUUUUUCACUCCUUCCUCUGAUGUACUAAAUGCGAGCAGCAAUCCAAACUACCGUUUGUUAGAUGAAACUGCAAACACAUCGUGUCUUUCCGGGGCAGGUGACGCGAGCGAUUUCCCAGCAAGUGGUAACAGGAAUUACAAACGCCUUGACGAAUCAUUAAACGCCACAUUAACACCUGGCAAGCCCCUAGGUACGCCAUCUAGUAACAUUGCUUCGUUCACACCUCGACCGUUUGCAAAAUCUAUUGAUAACGCCCCCUAUACUCUGAUGGGUGCCGCGGGGUCAGAUUCUACACUGCGUACCACUGAUAAUCCCAACUACGUUGUAAUGAAUCAACCAUCAGCACUCACCCUACCGCCUUCAAAACUGUCGCAAACAACCACUACCAGUCCAAUUGCAUUUGCGCAAAGAAGUGACGAUGCCGCUUAUACAAUGAUGGGACCUACGCCACAUGAACCAAGCACUAAUAUAUCAUCGACAUCAUCGCUUGACGACGACCCCAAAGUGGUGGCUCAUGAUGAUGACGAUGAAGAUAAUGAUGAUGAAGAUGAUGAGCCGACUGAACAUAUAAGAAUGGAACUGCUCGGUGGUCAUCGACGUGGUAGCGAUAAAGCGCAACAACAUCGCAAGUCGCGUGGAAAACGAAGCCGCAGCCAAAGUCAAAACAAAUUGGAAGAAAAGACUACACAAAAAAUCGGAAACUCACCCGGAACAACUCCUACCAGCUGCUACACAACCCCCGCUGAAGGUGGCAGUAGCUAUGUAAGUUUAACACCCGCAACAACAACAGCGACUACAUCUCCGCCAGCUACGCAGUCUAAGCCUUCUACCACUUACUCACUCAAAGAGAAGUGGUUACGACAGCAAUCACAGCAGCCACAACAACCGCCACCAAAUGGUUUCAUCGGGCGUGAGACGUAGUAUCAGGAAGCGAAGGAAUAGCAUAGAACGAAAAAGACAAGGAAGCGCACACUGCCAAAAUAAAACAAAACGACGAAUCUUAAGAAAGUUCAUUAUGUAGGACAAGUGGCGAAUAUAUUGGCUCCAAAACAAAAUUUCAAAAUAUUAUAAAUUCUACGCGGUGGCAAUAAGUAUACACAUAUAUGUAAUUUGUUUGAUAGAUGUACAUACAAAGUAGAUGACACAUGCUGAGUGCAAAUUUUUGUUUUUUCCUACUGAUAUUUUUAAGACAAAAAAGUAAAUUAAAUUAAAUAAAUACUAUUCGAUAUGUAUGUAUGUGUAUAUACAUAUUUAUAUACGAUAUGCCAAGCAUCAUUUAGUAUAAUGAUGAAAUAACAAAUCAAAAUCGUUGAGACAUUCGCAGGCUUGCGUGAAUUGCAUGCAUGAGAAAGAGGUGCUUAAUUUAACACAGAAAAUUGUAAUUGAGUUUUAUACAAUAUGAUAACAAAAUGCAUAUGUGCUCGCUGAAAGGAAUGUGUAGAGUACAAAAUUAUUUAAAUUAUUGACGAAACAACAAUUAAAAGUAAGAAGCUUAUAAGUAGCUAGCAUCUGCAUAUAUGUACAGAAAGUAGCGAGCUUUAGUAAAAAGUGAAUGAAUGUUUGGUUGUAACAAUGUUAAAGAAAGAUAAGCAAUGUGUUAACAACUAAAGAGUUUUCCAACGCUACAAUGCAUUAACUUCAAGUUGAUUAUUUAAAGUAUGUAAAAUAAAAGCACUCAAGGUUGGAUAGAGAAUACAAAGCGCGCUAAUUUAAAUAAUACUGCACCUUAAACAUUAUCUCGUCAGCAGUGUAAUGACUAUAAUGUGAUGUCUAUAAUAUAAUGACUUGUUUAUGGCAAUUUCGUAACCAAAAUAAUACGAUGAAAUGGCAUUUCCUGCAAAUAGGACAUUUCUUAAAGUUUUCUGCAAAAAGAAGAUAUUUUUUUUACAGUUUUUGUAUUUUCGCAAAUGUUGUUAAAUCCACAAUCUUUUGUUGUAUGCACACAUAACGAGUUUUGUUUCACUGAAGAUUCCUAAUUUCGUUAAACUCGCCAAAAUAUUAAGUUUGAUGGCAGACAUCACAUUACAUACAAAUGCAUUGUAAAUUAAGUAGCGAGUGACUUGACAAAGAAUUGCAUGUUGUUACAACAACAUCAAAGAAUUACAUGUUGUUACAGCAAUUAUAACAAAAACAACAAAGAAUUGCAUGCAAGUUUCAUUUAGCAACCAUUUGAUUAAAACAAAUUUAAUUAUUUUAUAAAAAUUGUAUUUAGUCAAAAUUUAAUUUUUUACAAAUUAUUAUGCAUAUAACGUUUCACACUGUAGACUACGUGUAAUAGAAAUUAAUGUAAUGUACUUAUGAUGCUUUCGGCUUAAAAAAAAUUCAAAACAUAAAAAUCAAAAACAAAAAAAAAUAAAUUCAAUUAAAUUAAAAUAUAUACAUAAAUGUCCAUAAUUAUGGCGAUAUAUUAAAAAAAAAAUUUAAAUUAUUAGAAAAUUUAAUAAAUCAUGCUAGGAAAAGUACUAAUGCAAAUGAUUAACUACACGAAGAGUUUGAAAUUUUUAUAUACAUACAUUCGCAGUUUCAGUAAAUAAUUACGAAGAAAUUAUUAAAAAAAAAAAACAUUUUCAAAUUCAGAUAAUUAUAAAUGUAUGUGUUCAGCCAGGAAACAUUUAGCACACAAAUUUUUUUCUACUCAUACUAAACAAAUAUUUACAUAUAAAAGUUACAUUUGUUUAUGGAUAUUUAUUUAGGGCAAGCAGACAAGAUGUAUGCAAUUUCAUUACUACAUACAUACAAAUAUACAAAUUUUAAACAACAGUUAUUCACGGCCUACAGUUGUGUAGGGGAACACUCAUAAAAUACUAUUUUUGAAUGCAUUGAAAAAUUUGGUUAAAAUAUAUCUAAAUAUAACAUAUGAGAAUUAACUACAUACAUAUGUAUGUACAUAUACCAAAUGUAUUUUGAACUGGCAAUACACUGGAGAAACAUAACUAAAAAUGUACAAUGGCAUAACUUGUGAAAAAUGUUUUCCAAAUUAGAGAUAAUUUCAUGCUUCUACAGAAAUUUUUGAUUUUAUACACUGAUUUAUGCACGAAUAACGAUACAUGAUUCACACACCCACGAUAUAUAAAAAACUUUAUUUAUAAUUUUAUAAAUAAAAUAAACACAUAAAGUACAAAUUAAAAGUAAGCGCGACACGAAAUAAAAUAAGUAAAGUAACUGAGGGAUUUAUAUUGAAAUAAUUUCUCUUGGCAAAUCGUAAAUACAUAACGAUUUCAAUAAAAUAGCAUAAUUAAUAGUAAUAGGUUUAUAUUGUAAGUAUAUGUAUGUAUGUACAUAAGCAAAAGAAGACGUUAUAAUAAAUUAUGAACAAUAGUUUGUACAGUUGACCGUAAAAUUGAAAAACAUUAACGGAAAAAAUACUAAUUAAAUUUCAUUUUGUUUCAAAAUAAACAUUCAAUAACUAAAUAAGAUUGAUAAAGCUAAGAAAUUAAGAGUCGCAACAAGUCGCCAUUAAAUUUACAGCAAACGAAUUGGCGUUUGUGCAAGAGUUUUGAAUUUAUCUAUGUGCAACUUUUGAAAGUAAACAUAAUAAAAAUAUACAUUUUAUUUAAACAAAAGUUUCGCAUUCGCUUUAAUACAUUGUUCCACAGCACUUUUUACAAUUUUUACAGAAUCUGCAUAUAGGAAACGAACUCGUUUUUCGCCUAAUAAAUACUACUUAGAGCCUAGAAAAUACAUACAUACAUAAUGCAUAACGAAUAAUGAUUAUGCAGUACUGAUAGUUAAUGACGUGCAGAAUUUCUCACAUUUUACACUUGGUUUGUAUUAGUUUAAAUGAUAUUAUACUUAAUUGAGAUUUCGAAAAAAAAAUUAAAAUAAUUAUUCAUAAUUGAGAUUUCCAAACAAAUUUACUAAAGAUAACAUUAUUGCAUAUUUUCUUAACAGUUUUUUCAAACUAAAUGUUUUAAGUUGCUUAAUCUACUGAACUGAAUCGAUUUUGUUGCAUGUUUUAGGUUGUGUUAGCGAUGUACACACACUCCAAAAAUAAUUUAGAGCGCUAACAAUUUUUAAUUCUAUUUUUGAACAGUGCAUUUUCGUAAUAGCUCAAAAUAAUUCGAAAAAAAUCAAAAUUUCGCCUUUUUAUUCAAAUUUUAUAUUUAGAAAAAGUAUGUAAAUGAAAAUUGAAUAAGAUUCCAAGCAAGAUUGAAACAACAACUAAAAUAAAAUGACGUUUAGCGAAAUGAUGACCUUAAAACCAUUUAUACAACAAUAAAAAACAUACAACUUAUGCUUAUUUGGAAGGAUAUAUUCGUCAAAUAACACAUUCAGUUUAAUGAAAACUCAUAAAACACCUUUCUGCGCAUUUCAUAAAACAUUUGUAUGAAGAACAACAAAGAAUAACGCAGAAAUGCAAAGCAUAAAUAUGUAUGUAUGUGCGUAUAACCAAAGGUACUGCAAUAGUUCAUACAAUAUUUCUUAAUAUAUACUAUACAUGUACAUGUAUAUGUAUGUAUAUAUGUAUGUCCAAGACUGUAUAAUAUACAUACAUGCAAAUAAACUAUACGAAUUGCUAAUAUCUGACAAAGAUAUAAAAGUAUGCAGGAAUAAAAAGUAGGAAUCAUAAUAAAAGUCGUACUAAUUGAAUUUCAUAAUAAAGUUGGCAUUUCGAGGUUGGUCUAAAUAUUUGAGCUCGCAUGCAGCGUAAAUAAUCUAGUCGGUGACAGUGGAACUGCUGUUAUAAGUAUUGGUUUUUAAAGAUGGGCGGUGCAAAGGCUAUAGUUUCCAAUAUUAAGUUGCAAUUGCUCUAAAAAGUGUUUGUAUGUAGACGAUGUAUAAAAACAUAUACAAGGGUACUGUUAUAUAACUAUAUGACUGCAGUUGUAAUCAAGUUUUUGUUGUUGUGUUCCUGUGAAAUUAACUGUACCUACAAACUGAUUUUAAACACUCAAUAAACUACGGCCCACAAUUAACCCAUAAUGCUGGCUAUAGCCAUGAAAAGUACGUUUAGUGAAGCUUAGUUUUGUCAUAUGUACUAUAUAUACAGUAUGUGCAUGAAUAAAAAAGAAGCAAUAAAUAUAAUACUUUAAAUACUCUAAUAUAAAGCUUUGUUUAUUAGUCCAAAGCAUACAAAUAUACGCCAACAAGUUUUCAAGACCAUUUUUUUACUUUUCGAUUUUUUUAUUUGUCAAUUAUUUAUCCUAGCUGAACUCGCUAAUAUUUUAAGCAGUUCUGUAAAAAGUGUUUUUUCAUGCUUUGAGCUGUGCACACCAGCUAUUGCAAAUUCCAAGUGUUCAUUUAUCGCCAAUUUACAAAGGAUAAAACUGAAAAUAGUGUAAUUUGCUACCCAUUUACAUGUAUGUACAUAUGUAUAUAUAGUAAUUUAUAAUUAAGUAUACUGAAUAGGCACAGGCUGCACUUGAUAAAUGCACUUACACACACACACACACAUUAAAAGUAUAAAAUAAAAUAUUUGUAGUUUAGAAUUGGAAUGCUAAGAUGAAUAGCUUAAUUUAAAUAAAGUAAUGCAUUGUAAUUUUUACAAAAAAUAGUAAAUAGCUAAAGCAACAGUAACUGUAACAGUAAAAAAUGCAAAAAUCUAAAGCAUAAACAAUAAAACAAUAGACGUUUGAAAAGAAGCACCUAAAAGACUGAAAUAUAUACAUAGUUCCUUUGUUUUUAUUGUAUAAUGAGAAAAUUAAUUAUUCCAGCUUAGAAAACAGGAAGUGAUGACUACAUAAAAUAUAG
Molecule: messenger RNA, 15764 nt
Organism: Bactrocera dorsalis (oriental fruit fly)
Lineage: Eukaryota; Metazoa; Arthropoda; Insecta; Diptera; Tephritidae
Product: insulin-like receptor
Exons: 21
Coding region: 3021-10994 (2657 amino acids)
Biological process (GO): positive regulation of MAPK cascade; positive regulation of phosphatidylinositol 3-kinase/protein kinase B signal transduction; protein phosphorylation
Cellular component (GO): membrane; axon; insulin receptor complex
Molecular function (GO): insulin receptor substrate binding; ATP binding; insulin receptor activity
Source: RefSeq, a predicted model, not a curated record